GGACACGCGGGUGGUGGUGCCGCCGGCCGGGGAGGAAAAGCAAGGCUGCGACUCGCGUCCUUAUACUCAGUGGCGCUGAGUGCCGCGGGCCCCGAGGAAGAUGAGGUGCCACUACGAAGUGCUGGCGGUGAAACGCGACGCCUCCGACGACGAGCUGAAGCGAGCCUACCGGCGGUUGGCGCUACGGUGGCAUCCAGACAAGAACCUAGAGAACGCCGACGAAGCAGCAGAGCAGUUCAAGCUGAUCCAAGCUGCGUAUGAUGUGCUGAGCGAUCCUCAAGAGAGAGCAUGGUAUGACAAUCACCGGGAAGCUCUGCUGAAAGGAGGGGUCGACGGAGAGUAUCAAGACGACAGCCUGGAUCUUCUCCACUACUUCACAGUCACCUGUUACUCUGGCUAUGGAGACGAUGGAAAGGGAUUCUACGCGGUGUAUCGGCACGUCUUUGAAAUGAUUGCGAAGGAAGAAAUGGAAGCCAUGCCAGAGGAGGAUGGCGAAGAAUUUCCAACUUUUGGAGACUCUCAGAGUGACUACGACACCGUAGUCCACUGCUUUUAUGCCUGCUGGCAGAGCUUCUGCACUCGGAAGAAUUUUGCUUGGAAAGAAGAGUACGACACACGGCAGGCCUCGAACCGCUGGGAGAAACGGGCGAUGGAAAAGGAGAACAAGAAAACCCGGGACAAAGCGCGGAAGGAACGGAACGAGAUGGUCCGCGAACUGGUGGCCUUCAUCCGGAAGAGGGACAAGCGUGUGCAGGCCCACCGGAAGCUCCUGGAAGAGCAGAACGCCGAGAAAGCAAAGAAGGCGGAAGAACUCCGGAGGCAGCAAAAGCUGAAACAAGCCAAGCUGGCCGAGCAGUACAAGGAGCAGAGCUGGAUCACCAUGUCCGACCUGGAGCGAGAGCUGCAGCAGAUGGAAGCACAGUACGAGAAGGAGUUUGGCGACGGAUCCGACGUCGAAGAGGGCGCGGAGGAACAAGAGUUGAAAGAAAGGCCAGAUGAUAAAUUAAGUGAAGAGGGCGGCGAUGCUGACUUUUAUGAUGAUCUCUAUUGCCCUGCUUGUGAUAAAUCCUUUAAGACCGAGAAAGCCAUGAAGAACCACGAAAAAUCCAAGAAGCACCGAGAGUUGGUCGCCCUGUUACGGCAACAGCUACAGGAAGAGGAGGAGGAAUUUUCUCUCGCUGCGGUUGACGCGAAUGAAUUGGAUACUAAAGAGGAAGAGGAGGCAGAAGAAAUGCCCAAACAAAAGCUCUCCAAGAAACAGAAGAAGAAACAAAAAACAGUGGUGGCACAGGAAGACUCUUUCCAUGACGGAAGUACAGGGCAGCAAGUUGACGAGACAAGACAGGCUGGCAGUGACCAACAGGACGGUGCGACUCAAGAACCAGACGACGUCAGCAAAAGCCCCAGUCCAGAAGAUGCAGGUGCUGGAGAAACUGUAGAACCCACCGUGGAAUCCAAAAUAGAGGCGAAAAGCAAUCCUAAAGCUAAGGGGAAGAAAACGAAAGAUCCAAAGAAAACCUCUGCGAAAGGUUCUUCAGAGCAUCAAACCACGCAAGAAGCCCCGCUCCAGUGCGUUACCUGUAAUUGUGAAUUUCAGUCACGGAAUAAACUCUUUGAACACUUGAAAGCUACGGGUCACGCGAAAGCAGUGCAAGCACCAGCCAUUAACGGCCCCGUGAACAGCAGCAGCAGAAGUAAAAAAGAAAAACGAAGGAACAGAUAGGACUUGUGGAACGUGCGAGAGAACGGCCGGGCGUGAGUGGCUGAGAAAGGUCCCCCGCUCUCCCAAAGAGACACAGGAUUUGGACCAUGAAUUAAGCUGCGAUGGGAACUCCUGGGUCCAGCAACAGUCGCCACUGUGGCAAAGCGUUUAAAAGUUGUACACUACCGGAUAUUCAUGUGUGUGUGUGUGUAUUUUAUUUUAUU
This is a messenger RNA of Elgaria multicarinata webbii, 1926 nucleotides long. It is a transcript of the gene DNAJC21, whose product is annotated as DnaJ heat shock protein family (Hsp40) member C21. Gene Ontology annotation, molecular function: nucleic acid binding; zinc ion binding. The coding region runs from base 101 to 1723 and encodes 540 amino acids. The record is from RefSeq and is a predicted model, not a curated record. NCBI's taxonomy places the organism in Eukaryota, Metazoa, Chordata, Lepidosauria, Squamata, Anguidae. Gene Ontology annotation, cellular component: cytoplasm. The transcript has 12 exons.